AUGACUGAGAAUAAUUCCAAAAGCAACGGUGACAAUAGAAAUGACAAUACUAAUAAAAAAGAUAAUGAAGAAUUUAAAGCAGAAUUGACAGAUAAAGGCUCUUCUGCAAUGGGAAAUGUGGGAGCUUUCGCAAAAACCGCUACUACAUUAAGACAACAAGAACAACAUCGCAAAUCUUUAAAUGAUGGGUCAAUUGAAAGUGUUGUGCCUGAAAUGGCAGAAUUGACAAUGUUGCCUGGACGACAUCAGCACGGAAAAGAAGAACAGAAUCUCUUUACCAAUUUUAUGGGGAAGAUGACUGAUACUAUCAAGCAUGGUAUUUCUAUUAUUGUUGGUGAAAGUCAGGGUGUUAAAGAAGCUGCCAAGAGAGUGCCAAACACUAAUAAAACUGAAAAGUUUUGA
This is a messenger RNA of Ambispora leptoticha, 402 nucleotides long. NCBI's taxonomy places the organism in Eukaryota, Fungi, Glomeromycota, Glomeromycetes, Archaeosporales, Ambisporaceae. The record is from the annotation of a GenBank genome assembly.